GCUCUGCAGGAGUCGUUGAAACGAACGUGCGAGUCUCGUGUGCGUUUUUAGUGAUGUGUGUGUCAGCUGCCCUCUGCUCGCCUCGAGCAACAGGCGACUAAAUGUCUUGUCACCAAGGGUUGCGUCUCCGCACCUAGCGCGAGCUCCUAACCAUGUGCAAGCUGAGGUUUGCACACUGGCAGUUAGUUUUCGGUUGUGGCUGUUCUUUCCUGUUAAGCUUACCACUUUCCCGUCGCCGAACUAACGAGUCACCUCUUCUCCAUGUAUAUUUUCUCGCACAGCUGGACUAAAUCUGCAGAAGAACAGAAGGAAUUGUAAUGUGUUGCUAUAGUUUGUUGAAGCCACACCACCGUGUUUCCUGAUUGAGCAUGUUAAAAAAUAAGGAUUGUUCAUCUACAAAAGGUAACAUAGCAGUCACUGCAGUUGCCUUACAGGACCACAUUUUACAUGAUCUUCAACUUGGACAUCUCUCAGUAGCAGAUCCUUGUAAGACAAAAGUGCAGAAGAAUGAGAACAAGUCAAAGUCUCUCAAGAGAGACAUAACAGCUGUAAUAGAUACCAGGAUUAGAAAAACUACAGAGGCCCCCAAAGUGCAAGAUCCAGAAAAGGAAUAUGUUCUAGAUCCCAUGCCACCACCACUAACUUUAGCCCAGAAACUGGGCAUCUUGCCACCUCCUCCAUUGCCGCUGUCGUCAGACGAAUGGGAGAGAGUGAAGCAGAGAUCCCUCCUGCAAGGGGACUCCAUGCAGCCAUGUCCAAUAUGUAAAGAAGAAUUUGAGCUCCAGCCCCAGGUGCUGCUCUCCUGCUCACACGUGUUCCACAAGGCAUGCCUUCAGGCUUUUGAAAAGUUCACAAAUAAAAAAACCUGUCCCCUCUGUAGAAAGAACCAGUAUCAAACCAGAGUGAUACAUGAUGGGUCCCGCCUGUUCAGAAUAAAGUGUGCCACCAGAAUCCAAGCCUACUGGAGAGGGUUCAUCGUUAGAAAGUGGUACAAAAACCUGAGGAAAAUAGUCCCUCCUACGGAUGCCAAGUUAAGAAGAAAGUUCUUUGAGGAAAAGUUCACAGAAAUCAGCCACCGAAUCCUGUGCUCAUACAACACCAACAUAGAUGAACUCUUCUCAGAAAUCGACCUCUGCUUGGCUGUAAAUCGUAGCAUUCUUCAGCAGUUAGAUGACAGGUGUGGCCAUGAGAUGACUGAGGAGGACUGGGAGAAAAUCCAAGUGCAGGCUGCUCACCGGGAGAUCUAUGAGUGUUCCAUCUGCCUGACUCCACUCUCCCUCCAUGCUGACUGUCAACAAGCAGCUGUAGAAACCAGCAGCCAGCGUCCCCGAAAGACAGUCCUCCUGUCCUGUGCACACCUGUUCCACCAUGCCUGCCUCCUGGCCUUGGAGGAGUUUUCCUUGGGAGACAAUGCCCCUUUCCAUGCCUGUCCUCUCUGCCGCUCCUGUUACCAAAAGAAAAUUCUUGAAUGCUGAAUUUAUGUUCAGGAAGUUAAGACUAGAACUACAAAGGGGGUAAAAAGCCUACCUUGGUUUUUGAUGAGUUGUAUGAGUUUUGGGUUGUGUACUACACUGCUGUCUGUCCUUUGUGAUUAUACAAAGGAAAUAUAAGGACCCAUCUAACUGUAGUCUUUAUUAUAUAAAAAGUAUUUUGUGCAUUUGUGAGUUUAGUCACUUGAAAUAAAUGAGGAAUAGUGUUACUCAAAA
Molecule: messenger RNA, 1706 nt
Organism: Cricetulus griseus (Chinese hamster)
Lineage: Eukaryota; Metazoa; Chordata; Mammalia; Rodentia; Cricetidae
Source: RefSeq, a predicted model, not a curated record